AUGGAUCCCCCACGCACAUCCACUUCUGCGAGCAUCAAGUCAGCUGCAGCCAGAAGCGAAGGGGCAGCCAAUGCUGGGGGCCCUUCUGGCCCUCCGGGCCCACCCGAGGGUCAAUCGAGACUUAGGGUUGUCUGUCUGAUUGUCUCGGCCUUUGUCGCCAUGUUUCUGGUCGCACUGGACAGAACGAUUAUCUCGACUGCCAUCCCCAAAAUCACCGAUGAGUUCAACUCCUUCGACGACGUCGGCUGGUACGGCAGCGCCUACUUGUUGACAUGCUGCGCAUUUCAACUCUUGUUUGGCAAGUUGUACAAGCUCUUCUCUGUCAGAACAGUCUUCCUCGCCAGCAUUCUACUGUUCGAGGUUGCUUCUGCCAUCUGCGGUGCUGCCCCCAACUCCGUGGCCUUCAUCGUUGGAAGAGCUAUCUGUGGCGUUGGUGCUGCUGGCAUUCUCGCUGGAACUAUCAUGUGCAUCAUCCAUUCGGUACCUCUGCAGAAGCGUCCCCAAAUCCAGGGGCUGUUCGGUGCCCUGUUCGGCAUCGCCUCAAUCGUCGGACCCUUGAUCGGCGGCGCCUUUACAUCGAAUGUGACAUGGCGAUGGUGCUUCUAUGUCAACCUGCCAAUCGGUGGCGCCGCUAUGGUCUUCAUCGCCUUUUGCCUCAAGGUUCCCAAGCAAGAUACUACCAGAGUCUCGUGGACUGAGAAGCUGAUACAGCUGGACUUCCUCGGCACUACACUCCUGGUCUCUGGUGUAGUCUGCCUCAUUCUGGCACUCCAGUGGGGUGGCCAGACGUAUUCCUGGAGCAACGGCCGCGUCGUGGCUUGCCUGGUCCUCGCAGGCGUCCUGCUCCUUUCGUUCAUCGCCGCGCAGAUCUUCCUUCCCAAGACCGCGACGCUCCCCGUGCGAAUCUUCUCGCAGCGCAGCAUCAUCUCCGGCUUCUGGCAGACCCUCUGUGUGGGCUCCGGAAAUUACAUUUUCGUAUACUUCCUCCCCAUCUGGUUCCAAUCGAUCAAAGGCAACUCCGCCGUGGAGUCUGGCAUCCGCCUUCUACCCAUGAUGCUGGCGAUGGUCGUCGGCUCGAUCGGCGGGGGCAUCACCAACUCCAAAGUCGGAUACUACACCCCCCUAGCCAUCAUCGGAUCCUGCAUCAUGGCCGUCGGCGCGGGUCUCCUCACCACCUUCCAGGUGGACACCGGCGCGGGCAAGUGGAUCGGCUACCAGAUCAUCUACGGAUUGGGUCUGGGGCUGUGCUUUCAGGUUCCCAACCUCGCGGCGCAGACCGUCCUGCCGAAGCCCGACGUGCCGUCUGGGCUGGCGCUGAUGCUGUUCGGCCAGCUCAUUGGGGCGGCGGUGUUCGUGUCGGUCGGCGAGAAUAUCCUGGCUAAUCAGCUGGUGGAGAGGCUGGCCGGGCUGCCGGGGUUUGAUCGCGGGCUGGUCACCUCCGGGGGCGUGACGGAGCUGUUGGAUGCGAUGCCGGCGGAUCUGCGUGGUACGGUGCUACAUUCGUAUAAUGAGGCGCUCAGGAGGGUGUUCUGGGCUGGGUUGAUCAUAUCGUGCUUGACGCUGCUGGGCGCCGCGACGCUGGAGUGGAGGAGUAUCAAGCAGGGGCAGCCUCAGCCUGAUGCGGAGAAGAAGGGGGAGAGUGCAGAGAAGAAAGCGGAUGCUGCGGGGGGUCAAUAG
This is a messenger RNA of Aspergillus fijiensis CBS 313.89, 1677 nucleotides long. RefSeq names its product putative MFS aflatoxin efflux pump. Lineage: Eukaryota; Fungi; Ascomycota; Eurotiomycetes; Eurotiales; Aspergillaceae. Gene Ontology annotation, molecular function: transmembrane transporter activity. Gene Ontology annotation, biological process: transmembrane transport. The record is from RefSeq and is a predicted model, not a curated record. The transcript is spliced from 6 exons. Bases 1 to 1677 code for a protein of 558 amino acids.